GUUUAGUCGAGAGUCGUCUGCGUACAACCGACGGCUAUCUUUUCUCGAGAAUAUCAACAUCCCUACAACCGCGUGUGACGUUUUUAAACUUGAAGGGAGAUAAGAUUCACAACUGGGGGAAACGUGAAUUUCGCAAUCACUAAGAUAUAAAUAACAUCUAUCUAUAACUGAGCACGAAGAAAUUAGUUAAGACUUGAGAGACAUGCAGUAAACUUGAGAAACACGACCAGCAGAACCAGCAGUUACGAGUUGUAAUGUUCUUUUCAUCAAUAAUUAGUCUGGAAAUUACGAUGGUAACCACGAUCCUACUUCUUGCCGUCCUCACGGCGUGUGCUUACUUAUAUAAAAUCAUGAAGAGUAACAUGAUGCACUUUGAGAAGCUGAACGUUCCACAUGAGAAACCGUUCAUCUUAUUGGGCAACAUGGCGCCCGUUUUCUUCCGACGUCUGUCCAUAACGGAGACUAUUGCAAAAUUGUACGAACGCUUCUCCAACACAAAGUACUUCGGCAUUUACAAUUUUAUGACUCCGACCCUCGUGAUUCGCGACCCGGACCUAAUCAAUACGAUCACCAUCAAAAACUUCGACAGCUUCUGUGAUCACCGUAGCUUCGUUAACAAUGACGUCGACCGGUUGGUAGGUAAAAACCUAUUCAGCCUGAAAGGCGAUCAUUGGCGCGAAAUGCGGAAACUUCUUAGUCCAGCCUUCACGUCCAGCAAGUUGAAAACAAUGUUUCACUUAAUGUGCCAGUGCGCUGACAACUUCAGCACUCAUAUGGCCAACAACUCCAAGGUAGGCAUGACGAUAAAUGUGAAAGAAGAAAUGUGCAAAUACGCUAACGAUGUGGUGGCCACUUGCGCCUUCGGCGUCAGUUUGAACUCAUUCAAAGAUCCAAACAAUGAGUUUUAUCGUCUCGGUAGAGAGGCCAUGAAUUUCGACAGCAAUUUAGGUUUGAAGUUUAUGUUGAACAUAAGUUUCCCAAAAAUCGUGAAAAUGUUUAAUGUGCGAAUGUUCAGCGAAAAAGUCGAGAAUUUCUUUAAAAAUCUCGUCAGUAACGUGGUGAAGGUUAGGGACGAGGAGGGCAUCAGUCGUCCGGACAUGAUUCAGCUGAUGAUGGAGACCAGGGGCCAAAGUACCGGACCAAUGUUCGACAUCGACGAGAUGACCGCCCAGGCAUUCAUCUUCUUCUUAGGUGGAUUCGAUUCCGUGUCAACGGCAAUGUGCUUCCUGGUACACGAAGUCGCGAUGAAUUCCGAUGUCCAGCACAAAUUGAGGACUGAGAUCGAGGAAGUUCUCAGAAAGAACGACGGGAAACCUACAUACGAAGCCAUUAAUAGCAUGAAGUACUUGAACGCCGUGUUGAACGAGACUCUGAGAUUAUAUCCUUUAGCGGCCUUCCUCGACAGAGUAUGCGUUAAGGAGUUCGAGCUGCCACCGGCGACUCCGGACGGCAAACCGACCACGGUGAAAGUCGGAGACUGCAUCUGGUUUUCGAGUUACUCGGUACAUCAUGAUUCCAAUUACUAUUCGGAGCCGAAAAAGUUCAAUCCGGACAGAUUCUUGGACGAUAAUUUGGACAACUCGGUUUAUUUUCCGUUUGGCAUAGGGCCUAGACUCUGCAUAGGCAACAGAUUCGCUCUGUUAGAGAUGAAAAUUAUGCUAUUCUACAUGCUAUGGCGAUGCGAUCUCGAGCCCGACGUCAAAAUGAAGAUUCCUCUGGUAUUGAGCAAGAAAAUACCCAUCAUGAUGGCGGAGGGUGGUUUUUGGUUAAAACUACGAGCAAGAAGAGAGACAUGUUCCCUCCUGCAAUGAAUACUAAUCGAGUAAAUGGAGUUUUGAGACAAAAAUACAUAACCAUUAUUUUGAAUUUUUUAUUGAUAAAAGUGUCUAAAUGUUACUAAUGAAAGUUUCUAAAUGUGUCUCAUAAACAUUCGAAUUGAUCCUUAGUCAUGUUUAAAAACAUACUUUUAUCGAUAAAGAAAAUCCAUAAUAAGAGGCUAUAUCUAUAAAUUCUGUAAUGUUUGUUUUAUAUAUGAAGCAUUUGAAAUUGAGAAGUUUGUUAAUUGUAAAAUAAUUACGUCGUAACGUAAACUUUAUUACUUCGACUCCCUAUAAAUCUCAUAGCUUAGAGAUAUCAUAUUCGUAGAAAUAUGAAAAUUAAAAAAAAAUUAAUUUGAAACUAUUUUGUAUGUUUGUUAUUAAUAUGUGGAAUCUAUGCCGGUCUUAUAUCAUCUUUAUAAUAUAAUAAAAAUUGUGCAUCCAA
Messenger RNA from Odontomachus brunneus, 2262 nucleotides. Its product is annotated as cytochrome P450 9e2-like. Lineage: Eukaryota; Metazoa; Arthropoda; Insecta; Hymenoptera; Formicidae. The record is from RefSeq and is a predicted model, not a curated record. The transcript has a single exon. Gene Ontology annotation, molecular function: oxidoreductase activity, acting on paired donors, with incorporation or reduction of molecular oxygen; monooxygenase activity; heme binding. The coding region runs from base 255 to 1811 and encodes 518 amino acids.